Molecule: messenger RNA, 1773 nt
Organism: Diorhabda sublineata
Lineage: Eukaryota; Metazoa; Arthropoda; Insecta; Coleoptera; Chrysomelidae
Product: zinc finger protein ZFP2-like
Exons: 5
Coding region: 1-1773 (590 amino acids)
Biological process (GO): regulation of transcription by RNA polymerase II
Cellular component (GO): nucleus
Molecular function (GO): DNA-binding transcription factor activity, RNA polymerase II-specific; RNA polymerase II cis-regulatory region sequence-specific DNA binding
Source: RefSeq, a predicted model, not a curated record
AUGAAAUUAGUCAUCCACAUUAAGGAAAUAGAAAUAAAGCAAGAGAAGGAAGAUGCCAGUUACCCGGAAGACGAGAAGAAAGAAAUAAUUGUUAAAUCUAAAAGGGGACGGAAAAAAGGUAGUAAAAACCUUCCAAAAACCGAUCAACUAGAAAAAUCUAGACGUAAAAAUCAGAAUCCUAAAAAAAUAGUUCUACAUCAUCCUCCUCCUAUGGAAUUGCCGGAACCUAUACAAUGUGAAAUUUGUAAUGCAUCUUACAAUAAUAAUGUAGAUUUCGCUUUUCAUUCAUUAAGUCACAGUGAUGACGGAAAAUAUACGUGUCAUUUAUGUAACUAUCGUAAUAGUUCAAAAUAUCAUAUGGAAAUGCAUGUUAGAGCGCAUGAAGGUACUACGAAAUAUAAAUGCGAAAUAUGCGAUAAAGCUUUUACAAUAAGUACGCACGCUUUGGAACAUAAAAAUUUCCAUACCGGAGAAAAACCGUUUCAAUGUGAAAUAUGUGGAAAGCAUUUUAUGUUUUCUUGGCAUUUGGCUUCUCACAGAAGAACCUCGCAUUACGAAAUCUUGACAGGAAAACCUUUGGUAAAAUUCGAUUGCAUCGAGUGUAAUAAGCACUACGAGUCGGCGAGCGGUCUUCGACGACACAACAUAAAGAAGCACAAAUCAAAUGAAAUAGAUUUAUCUGUAAUUUGCGAAAUAUGUGGUAAACGACUUUCGAGUAAAGAGAAACUUAAAUUUCAUUUACGCACACAUACUGGUUAUAAACCUCACGCUUGUCACGUGUGUCCGAAAAGUUUUUCAAAAAAAGAUCAACUGAUAGAACACAUUCGCACACAUACCGGCGAAAAACCGUAUGUUUGUAAACUAUGCGGACGAAAACGCAAGGAAACAAUUCAAACUAACGCUUUGAAACAAAAAUCUAGAAAAACAUCACCACACCCUCCACCUCUACUUCUAGAAGAUCCGCUACAAUGUGAUGAUUGUACAGCUACGUUCAAUAAUAACGUAGAUUUUGCUUUUCAUUCUCUAGUCCAUAGUAAAGACAAUAAAUAUACGUGCCAUCUGUGUAACUACAAAAAUUCCUAUAAAUAUAAAAUUGGUAUUCAUGUUCGAACCCAUGAGGGUACGAAUAAAUUCAAAUGUGAAACUUGCGGGAAGGGAUUUAUGGGCCAAAAGCAAGCAGAAGAGCAUAAAAAUUUCCAUACCGGAGAAAUGCCUUUUCAAUGUGAAAUUUGUGGGAAAUAUUUUAUGUUUUCUUCACGUUUGGCGUCGCAUCGAAGGAGUUAUCACUACGAGGUUUUAACAGGAAAACCUCUGGUCAAGUUUGAUUGUAUAGAAUGCAAGAAACAUUACAAAUCAGCAGAAGGUCUCAGAACGCACAUUAUAAAAAUUCAUAAAGCUAACGAAAUAGAUCUAACAGUAAUUUGUGAAAUAUGCGGCAAAAAACUAGCCAACAAAAAAAGAUUGAAAUUUCAUCUAAGAAUUCAUACUGGUUAUAAACCUUUUGCGUGUCAUAUUUGUCCGAAAAAUUUUUCUAAAAAAGAUCAGCUGAUAGAACACAUUCGCACACAUACCGGCGAAAAACCGUAUGUUUGCAAAUUAUGUGGUAAAGGAUUUGCGCAAAGAACGCCAUUAAAGACACACGAAAAGACUCAUAAUGUUGAUAGACCUGGAAAUGCUUGUAAUUUAUGUAGAUUUGUUUUUAAGUCGAAAAUUGAGCUGGAAUAUCAUGCCAAAUUAUGUUAUUCCGCGCAGACAGAUUGCAACAAGACUUAG